AUGAGGACAAAAAAGGUUUCUUAAAGAUUGUAAUAUUAAAUUAGAUAAUACUUGGAUUUUUAUUGGAGGGAAGAGUAUUGCAAUAACUUUGAGGUUUAGAUGAAAAUAAUUAAUUAACUUUCAGAUGGAUUAAAGGAAACACUUCUUAUGGAAGCUAACAAAAUAGCUCUGAUUGAUUCACCUAUUUUUAGAGAUAAUUUUAGUAAGACUGUAAUUGCAAAGACUGUUCCUUUAAUUAAGGAAAUUAGAUUUAAUCCUGAAGAGAAAAUAUUCUCUUAAGAUGACAUUGAUGACAAUAAUAUUUAUUUCAUUGAAUAAGGAAAGGUCGAAGUACAAAGUUUUUAUGCUCACCCUGUAGUUAAAAAAUAAAAAAUGAUAAAUUGCUUACAGAAGCUACAAAAAGGGCAAAGUUUUGGUGAAAUAAGUUUUUUUACUGGGAAACCAAGAAAAUUUACAAUUAGAAGUUUGGAAUUUUCCACUAUUUUAUCAAUAAAAAGGAGCGAUUUUAUUCAAUUAUUAUAAGAAUUUCCUGAUGAUUAUGAAAAAUUUUGUAUGAUCAGAGAUUAAAUAAACAUAUAUCAAGAAUAUCGUACUAUUGGAUUUAGUUGCUAUGCUUGCGGUAAAGAAACUCAUAGUAUUGGAGAAUGUCCUAUUAUACAUUUUAUACCAAAAAAAGAAAAAAUAAUAAGAGAUUUUACAUGCAUAAAGUAGCAUGAUAGACAGGAGUUUUAAAGAAAGAAUUCUAAAUAAAAAUAUAUCAGAUUAAAAUUGGAAGAAAAAUAAACAAUUUUUAGUGAAAAGAACCCAAGUUUGUUAGAAUAAUAUUGUGAUGAACAUCUUUAAGACUCAGAUAUAAGCGAAAGCGAAAGUGAGGAAAGUAAAAAAUUUGAAAUUGAUAAAUUAUCUCAAAAAAAUGGCCAUGAUAAUAAACACAAUGAUUUAUCAAAUUAGGAAUAAAACAGUAAAUCUGAUUCCCUAACCUCAAUAGUUAAUUAGAACAAUAAUGCAGAUAGCAAUGAUUUUCAAACUCAGAGCUAAAAAAGUAGAUAGAAAGCAGAGUAAGGUAAAUAAAAAUUAUCUCAAGAAGGAUCAUAACUAUCUUAAACAAAUAUAUUUUAAUAACUAUUUCCAAAAACACCUACAAAUAUUUCAAUAAAUGAUAAAUCUUUUAAGGAUACUAACUUACAAGAUGAUUCUAUAAGCAAUAAUUAAUAAAAGGAGCUUUCUAACCAAAAUUAGCCAUUAGAUGUCAGAAGAUCAAGCUAGUUUAAGUUAAUUCAGUUCAGUUAAAAUUUAUUAGGUUGUGCUGGAUAGAACUAAAUUGAUAAAGAUAAAGAAGAAAUUAUUAGAAAUAAAAAAAAAUAUUCACAUAUUUAAGAUUCAGCCAACUAUGUUAAUGAUACAAACUUGUAGGAAAAUAAAUUACAUGUCAAUAACAAUAAUUUUUUUUAAUCUUAAGAUAGUAAAAGUAAUUUUGCUAAACAAAAUACAAAUAGCUUAACUAAUUAAAUUUUGAUGAUAAAACGACAUAGUUAAUUAAACACAGCUAAAAGUGGUAACAAUGGUAUUCACAGUAUAACCUAUUAAAGAGCUAGGCAGUCAGUUUAGCUGCUGGAAAAUACACUAACAAAUUUAAUGUAAAAUGUAAGAGCAAGAAAUUCAUCGAAAGCUAAAAGUUAGAAUGAAGUUGAAGGUGUGUUAAUUUAAUAAUUUUUAAGCCAACAACUACAACAAAUCAAAGGUUUUUAAGAAAAUUUUUGUAUUGACAUUGAAACAGAUACAUUAAAGGAAUUUAAAGUUUAUUAUCCUAAGCAUAAUUUUUCUUAAAUUUUGGAGAAACUAAAAUAAUCUUAAUUGAUUUAAUAAUAGAAAACAAAGGACCAAUAAUAUGUUAGCAAGAAAUUUUUGAAAAAACCAACAAACAAAACAAAUCCACUUAAAAAAGAAGAAAUACCCUAAAAUAAAGAUUUUAAUCGUAAAAGCAAAGCAAAAAGUAUUUCCGAUCAGUUUGAAUAACAUUAAAUAAAAAUUGAUAUUUCUAAGAACUAAAAAGCCACCAAAAGCAACUAGGUAAUUACAUCUUGCAACGAAAAAGUAAACAAUGGAUAAGACUGUAACAUGACUAAUCUAUCAAUUACAUAAAAUACUAGUUAAUACAAUUAUUUUGAAGAAACUUCCAAAGAUAUAAUGCAAAUUAAUAAUUUAGAACUAUAAUCUAAUAAGAGAUAAAAAUAUUAUGAUCUUAGAGAGUGA
Messenger RNA from Tetrahymena thermophila SB210, 2253 nucleotides. Its product is annotated as cyclic nucleotide-binding domain protein. Gene Ontology annotation, molecular function: nucleic acid binding; zinc ion binding. The record is from RefSeq and is a predicted model, not a curated record. The transcript has a single exon. NCBI's taxonomy places the organism in Eukaryota, Ciliophora, Oligohymenophorea, Hymenostomatida, Tetrahymenidae.